Molecule: messenger RNA, 1977 nt
Organism: Guillardia theta CCMP2712
Lineage: Eukaryota; Cryptophyceae; Pyrenomonadales; Geminigeraceae
Exons: 10
Coding region: 1-1977 (658 amino acids)
Molecular function (GO): chloride channel activity
Source: RefSeq, a predicted model, not a curated record
AUGGUCACCUCUGACUUUCCUGCUCGCAGGCUACUGGAACAGCUUUCCUUCUCCUGCAUUAUUUUGCAAGAUGGCCACGCGUUCAUUUUGUCAAAUCCUUGCAGGAUUCGUACGCUGAUGAAGGGGGGAAGGCGAUCACCACUAGUCGCCUCUGCGGCUCCUCCGGGAAGCGCAGAGAAGGGAACUGAAGAACAAUCUGACAAUGCCAAGAGGUCAGAACACGAAUACCAAGGGCAGGGGCAUGAGACAAGAGACAAUCCGUUGAACAAAGACAUGUUCAAAGAUUUUUUCAAGCAGAAUUCUUUCGUCUCAAGGUGGAUGGAAGAUGAGAUCCAGGAGCUCGAAUCUUCCAUAGGAUACGAUGUUCCUGGGCAAGGGCAGAUAGUUGAGUACGAUCCAGCCUUCUUGUCGAAGCUGGGAUGGAUGAUCAACUUGCGGGGAACAGUCUUCAGCAUCCCCUUCAUCUACUGGCAGUUCCUGUGGCUCCUUGUUGUCGCCGGAUUGUACGCCUGGGCUGCUGGUCCAAUGCCGGCUGUGAUCGACGCCAUGGGGAUCCAGGGAAUUUCAUGCUCGACAGGUGGACCGAGGCUGAAGCUUCCAAUCCUGAAGCCACAGACGUUUGCUCUAUCACUUGUUGGAGGACUGCUGGGGUUCUUGCUCUCGCUUUUCAAUGCCAACGGGCUAGACAGAUGGUGGAAGACGAGAGAUUGCCUGGGGAUCGUGAUCGGUCGCUCAGUCGACAUCUCCAUGAUGAUCUCCAUCUACAUCAAAGGGUGGGACGCAGAGUCUGAGCGAGUGGCUGCCUGGUACCGAGCUCAGCUCAUCCGCUGGUGCAACCUGGCGCACAUCUUGAUCUACCGCCAGGCGAACAACCAGGACGACCUCACGGAACUGAUCGAGGAUACCAACUACAACCCACCGCGACAGUGGCUGACGAGGGAGGAGCUGGUUCUAUUCGAACCCUCCAAGGCACAAGAAUCCUCUCCGGUCCGAGUGUCCGACUCUCUGACGCGGAGAAGGAAAUUUUUCUCUCAGCAGCUUGCUGCGCGUCCUCGGACGAAAAUCCGUCAGGACCUCAAGUCGUUCGACCCUCCGCUGGUCAGUCGCUAUGUCGUCGUGUACUACUGGAUGGACGAGUUGAUCUCGAAAGCCGCACGCGAGGGUUUGAUCGACAGCGCGAGGCCGGAGGCUCUCUGGAAGUUGCAGGAUAACAUCACUAAGAUGAGGGGAGCGGCGGCAGAUGUUUUCAUGUACUUGUACUGCAAAAUCCCGUACAUCUCGGUUGGGGGAUCAGCUCUCAAGGUUGCCUGGAUGGCGUCGCGCCCGAUCGACUUUAUGCUAGCGAUGCUGAUGAUCUUUUUCAUCAACUUGACGUAUGAGGGGCUUCUUCACAUUCACAUCCGAGUGUGGAACCCCCUCGGCUUCGAUCGCAACGACUUCCCGCAGAGGCGAUACCUCGACUUCGUGUGGACGGCCACCCACCAGUUUUUGCUGCCUAUGAAGAGACUCCUCCCGACCUUUAUGAUCCCCAAUGCUGGAGUUUUUGCGAAGCCCAAGGGUCUGACGAGGAUGCCGCUGCCCAACAUGGCGCAUCCUCCUCCGAGCAAUCCCCAGCACGCCCCCAACCCACCUGAAGCUCAGCCGGAGCAUGCUGCGGAGCCCCACUUUUCGUCCUCGAGGGUCAAGGAUCCUUCAGCGCAGCCAGCGGGUAGGACAGGACAGGGUUACUCGGGUUGGGUAGCGGAGGAGGGAGGUGCCAGGCAAGAUGCUCCGAUGCCCCCAGCACAGGUUGAGCAGGUGGAGAGGGGCAGGCCGAAGGCACAGGGACAGAGCGAGAGGGAGACAGACAUGCUGCAGCAAGCACGAGACGUCAAGAAGAAUCCCGAGGUAUCGGGUAGCGUUUUGCGAGAAACUUCUCAACUGGGUCCGCCGAAGGACGUAGACAAAAUUCCUGGUGCCUUUGAAGAUAAGAGCUAA